Molecule: messenger RNA, 309 nt
Organism: Acanthamoeba castellanii str. Neff
Lineage: Eukaryota; Discosea; Longamoebia; Acanthamoebidae
Product: transmembrane protein 32 family protein
Exons: 4
Coding region: 1-309 (102 amino acids)
Cellular component (GO): EMC complex; early endosome; plasma membrane
Source: RefSeq, a predicted model, not a curated record
AUGAACAGCGCGGACAAGGGACGACUAAUUGCAGUGUUGGGUUUUGCCCUGCUCCUCCACUCUGCCUACUCGGCCACUCAAUAUCGCAACUACUUGCGAAUCAUGGAGACACCGACCGGGUCACUUCCUCUGGACAUUACGUUUGAGUGCGUGGCAUCGGUGGUGCUGUGUGCAUACGGUUCUCUCUUGUGGGCGGGCACCCUCUUGCCCAUCCGCCUCUCUGCCUCGCUCAUGCACCGGACGUUUGAUGCUGCUCACUCGCGAACCGAGUUCCAGACCUUCAACCACCGGCACAAGUGGGCGUGUUGA